UCAGUCAGAGGCUGACACCGGCAGCGGGGCGGAACAGGAAAAAAAAAAUACUUUGACCUGCUCAGGACACCGUGAAGGCAGAGAGGUUCCGCCGGGCAGAUGGAGCUUCACAUGAUUGACAUGGGGAUCUCGAAAUGACGUCAGCCGGAGGCGCUGCCUUCCCGGAGCGCGUCGGCAGAGAGGGAGAGCGUAGCGGUGGAGACCGAAGCAGAGCGGUGCGCACCUCAGCCAGACCUCACAAAGGGACUUCAUCGGGGGCUCACACAGGGGUUCUCGCCACUCAUGCGUAAUGCAUACCGGACACGUCUCCAGAGCUUUCUUCAAAAGCAGAAUGGAAGCACCAUAUAAUCUAACAGGAGUCAAGCUCAGCUUCUAGAAAUCGCCGUUUUAGUGUUUGACAUCGAGGGAGGACACGAACAGAGGAGCCGCAGGACACCUUUAUCUAAUUAGGACCUGAGACGCAUCGCAAAUUAGGAAGUCAUUUUUCAGCUUUGCAGAUAAAACAUAAGAGGGAAAAUACUGGGAAUAUAAAGAAUAAAUUAUUUUAAAGGACUAUAAACUAAACAAAAAGGGAAGUCGGGUGUUUGGAGAGCUUUUACACUAAGAACACUUAGUAUUUUCAUUUUAAGACAGGUCUGCUGGAGUGAAAUCUUUCUUUCUUUCUUUAUUGUCAAUUCAAGAGGUAAGUAAGAAUACGUGUUCUUGGACAGUGAUAUGAAAAAUGUGAAAUUACUGUAAGUAAAUUAAGCAGAAGUGUUUCCCUGAGUACUUCAAUUUAUUUUCCUUCAGUGAUUUCUCUCUUGAGUGAUGAAAUAAGGGCUGAUCUUCCAUUAGCCUGACCUUUUUUUUCCGCAACUAGAUAUUUUUUCUUAUAAUGAUUAAAGACUGAGGAUGCAAUAUGUUAGAAGCUGAGUUAAAAUUAAAAUCUACUUUAUUAAAUUAUAUGUUUUCCUAUUAAAAAUGCAGCCAGAGAUAUAGUCCCAUUCUAAAGUCUCAAAUCUGUGGAAACAUGGAGAACAUUGAGAACGUGUCGCUUCCCAGUGAUGAACUGCCAGUAUGUAACGACUCUGUGGAUCUCUACUCGCUCUCAUUAAGGAACAGCACAUACUUCAACUGUAUUAUUCCCUACUUCCACGCUGACCUGUACAUCUUUUUACCAGUCAUCUACUCUGUGAUCUGUGCCGUGGGACUGACAGGCAACAUGGCUGUGAUAUAUGUUAUUCUCAAAGCUCCUAAAAUGAAAACGGUCACUAACAUGUUCAUCCUGAACUUGGCAAUUGCAGAUGAUUUGUUCACCCUCGUGUUGCCAAUCAGCAUAGCUGAUCAUCUGCUAAACUACUGGCCUUUUGGUGAAGUUUUGUGCAAAGUUAUUGUGAGCAUAGACCACUACAACAUAUUCUCAAGUAUCUAUUUCCUGACAGUAAUGAGCAUUGAUCGCUAUCUGGUUGUUUGGGCAACAGUCAGGUCCAAGCGCAUGCCAUACCGCACCUACAGAGCAGCCAAAAUCAUCUCUUUUUGUGUCUGGCUCCUCGUCAUCCUCAUUGUCAUGCCUUUCACUGUUUUUGCCGGCGUCUUUGUGAAUCCAGAAAAUGGGAGGAAGAGCUGUGUUCUGAUCUUACCAGCACCUGAGACUUUAUGGUUCAAAAUGAGUCGGAUCUACACGCUCAUCCUGGGCUUUGCUAUUCCAGUCUCAACAAUCUGCAUCUUGUACACCAUGAUGCUCUACAAGUUGCGGAACAUGAGGCUGAACAGCAACGCCAAGGCUCUAGACAAGGCCAAGAAAAAAGUCACCAUCAUGGUCUUUAUUGUCUUGGCUGUGUGCUUGUUCUGCUGGACUCCGUUCCACCUGAGCACCAUUGUGGCUCUGACAACAGACCUGGGUAACACACCUCUGGUGAUUAGGAUCUCCUACAUCAUAACAAGCCUGAGCUACGCCAACUCCUGUCUCAACCCAUUCCUGUAUGCCUUCCUGGAUGACAGCUUUAGGAAAGCUUUUAAAAAGAUGAUGGAAUGCAGACCGGCCUAAAUGUGAAAAACAUGAAAUCUAUCACAGAACUCUACGUUGUUCGUCAUGACUAGGAAGUAAAGAAUGAGGGUGAAUGUUACAAAUUGACUUUUGUUUUACAGUUAAAGCUAAUCUCUUGAACAGUUUGCUUAAUAUGUUUUGUUAAAGCCACACAUGGUAGUUCUGCACAAUGUUUCCCUUGGUUAAAAAAAGAAAAAAAAAACAAGUAUGUCAUCUGCAUAUGGUCUUACUGGAAUAACUCUGUUAUAAUUUAAUUGGUUAACAGUAAAUCAAAAGAAGCAGAGAAAACAAACAGCUGUUAUUUUUCAUGAAAAGAUUUGUUAAGACAAAAGCUGUGUGGAUCUUCCACUUCUAUUCUUCUCAAGGUAGAGGUGGAAGCAUAUUAAGCAACAAGCUUAAAAGUCUUCUCUGUUAGGACAAGAAACGCCUUACCUUGUGUAGCUAUCAGUGCUGUGAAGGAUAAAAAAAUAUUGGAGGUUGUCACAAAACAGGCAAUAUUGUUUCCAAUAGAUAAUGGCAAAAGCUGACAUAAUGGGAAAUGGCAUUAUGAAAAAACAAAUAAAAGUUCAUGGUUUUUAUGAAGGUAAAUUAUAGUCCAGGAAGCAGAAAUAGGUUGUCUUUACUGGAAAUUGUCUCCUUUCAAUGGUCUAAAGAAGAGCUUGGAGGAGGUCAAACAUGUGUUCAACACAAGCCAUGUUGAAAGCAUGAUGGGAUUUUUAUUUUUACAACUUGUGUGUUUGAAUUACUUCUAUAUGCAAAAACAUAUUUUAGUUUUCCCAAGCAGAGCCAUGUUUGUGGAGCCACUGACAUGUUAAAUACUGAAGACCUUUAGGUUGUUUUUUAUGCUGUUUGUCUUUCAACAAACAGCAUAAAAGGAAGAAAAAUGAAAAAUUAACUUACAGCAUUUUUAAAAGAUCAAUAGAUUUUUCUUAUGUGUGUGUCUUUGUGUGUGUUCUUUAUCCCUCAUGUGAAAUGUUUUUGUAACACAAAUGCAACUUAUCAACCCUGGCAGCCGUACUGUAAGCCUAACAUACAACAGGCAUGGGGCAGGAGGGCUAUGUAAAAUUGUGUCUGUUUCGCCGCACAGUUUGUUGUUUUGUUGAGCUUUUGUUGCCCCCUGUUGUUGGCAGGGUGGUAUAAUUUGAAAAUGCAGCCAGGGCCAUUUACUGAGAAGCUUUCUACUACUCAGUAGGUGCCAUGGGUCUUUCUUUUAUGACUUCAUUGGUAAUAUUAAAAGUAAUAUUAGAAAUACCCCUAGUUAUUAUUCUUAAACAUCAUUUAUUUGGAGCUCAGAAUUUCUGUACAGUCUGUUGUACAUACGUUAAUGCCAAAAUCACAGUUUUAAAAGCUAAAUUAAAGUCAUUUGAGAGAGGAAGAGAGGGGACAUGAUUUAUUCCCCUUAAUUCAAAUAUUGUAUCUUUUGAAUCAUGGAGAGCCUGUAUAACCCCCUCUUUUCCUGUCCAAACAUCAGAAUUGUACAACAGUUUAAGCAGAUAUUCUAGAUUAUAUGGCUCUGACUGCAUCAACAACUAAUACAUACUGUAAAUAGAUGAGCCUUUUUGUAUUUAUCUGUACAGAAGAAUGUAAAGUCAUAGCAUUAGAUAAAUAUAAUAGUUUAAGAAAAUAUUGUGCAUAAUAACUGAAAGUAGUGUCAGAUGAACGAAAAAUUAUCUUGAGUUUGCAGUCAUGAAUCAUUAUUUUAAUGCAUUCUGUAAUAAUGAAUCAUGGAGCAUUAUGUGAACUGUUUAUGUUCAACUGUCAUUAGAUCCUAAUAACUUAAUAAAUAUAAUGUUAUUUUCCCAGUUACAAUCAUGUAUUUUUUGGAAUCAUCAGAACUGCGCAGAAAGAUUAGAAUUUUAUAGUUCCAGUGUACAAUAAAAUCACAUGCAUAACA
Messenger RNA from Girardinichthys multiradiatus, 3920 nucleotides. RefSeq names its product neuropeptides B/W receptor 2b (gene npbwr2b). Gene Ontology annotation, biological process: neuropeptide signaling pathway. Gene Ontology annotation, cellular component: membrane; neuron projection. The record is from RefSeq and is a predicted model, not a curated record. The transcript has 2 exons. Gene Ontology annotation, molecular function: neuropeptide binding; neuropeptide receptor activity. Bases 1010 to 2026 code for a protein of 338 amino acids. Lineage: Eukaryota; Metazoa; Chordata; Actinopteri; Cyprinodontiformes; Goodeidae.